CCAGCCGCCUACACCCAAAAGGAGAGCUAGGAGGAGGAGGAGGAGGAGGGGGAGGGGGAGAUGGGAGAGGGAGGUGGUGGCAGUUGCCGCCAAUGGAUCCAUUUCUCUGUCUGUCCGUUGGGCUGUCGGGAAGUUGCUGUGCCACGUCAUCGCCCGAUCCCUCUCGCCGACAUCGCCCUCGUCUUCGCCGGGAUCGCCGUCAUCGCCAACAUCGUCGGGACCGGGACGAGCGGCCAGAGCUCCUGGGCGACGGACUGCAUUUCGAUCGCUUGUUGACAGAUGGCAGCAGCACAGAGGACCAGCUCAGCACCCCCUCCACGUGUAAAUGGGAGACAGAGCUCUAUGUACGCAGGACUGGUAACAGGGUGGGGGGGGGAGGAGGAGGAGGAGGAGGAGGAGGAGGAGGAGAGGGAGAAGGAGGGGGGAUGAUUUCAGCCUUAGACCCAGUCCAGCUGGUCGCGCCGUGUUCCGCCGUGCAGUGUGCUUAUCGAAUGCAGUUGCCGUCAACUCUUUCUUCGUCGGGAUCGGGAUCUCUCUCUUCGGAUGGCAAUGAGUCGGAACGCCCUCGGCGACGGAGGGAGGUAGGAGGAGGAGGAGGAGGAGGAGGAGGAGGAGGAGGAGUGGGUGUUGUGAGAGGAUUGGGCACGACUGCAGGAGCGAAUGGAGCCUUGGCGGGAAGGAGAAGAGGUGUGGAAAGAGGUGAGGAUGAUGAUGCUGAUGAUGUGGAGGGGGAGGAGGAGGAGGAGGAGGAGGAGGGGGAAGAGGAGGAAGAGGAGUUAGUGAGAGGACGGCGAAACGAAGAAGAGGCUGACGAAGAUGGAGAAGGCGAGGACAUUGAUGACGAUGUGAGUGAUGGUAAUGAGGUGGAAGAGGAGGUGGGAGGAAGUGGAGAUGGCGGCAAGUUUGUACAAACACAAGUUUCGGCGGCGAAGAAGAAGAAGAAGGAGGAGGAGGAGGAGGAGGGAAGAAGAGGAGGAAGAACAGCAGAGAAGCUUGGGGCAAUGAGGUCGUCUUCCUCCUCAGCGCCAGGAGGAGGAGGAGGAGGAGGAGGAGGAGGAGGAGGAGGAGGAGGAGGAGCAUUGCAGAGAGAAGGUCGGUUACAUCGUGGUCAUCGCGGGCGAAUACGAGGUGGAGAAGAGGGGGGGGGAGAGGCAGGAGAGGGAGAAGAGGGAGGAGAGGUAGGAGAGGGAGCAGAGGGAGGAGAGGGAGGAGAGGUAGGAAGAAGGAAGAACGGGAAUAAAGCAAUGGGGAGAAAGAGUGGAGGUGGAGAUGGUGGGAAGGGAUCUUCGGUAGAGAAGGGAGAAGAAGCGGAGGAAGAUGAAAGCAGCAAUGGCAAUGGCGGCGAUGGUGGGGGUGAAGGAGGGAGAAGCAAUGUGUACCCUUGGGCGUGGUCGGGUGACGUCAACGUGGAGAAGUGGGACGACGAGCGAUCCAGGAGAGCUGCAGCUGAAGCCAAGUGGCAGUCUGAGCGUGGGGCCAUAUUAGAUACCAUCAACAGCCUAAGAGAAGAGGUCGACACUCUCAAGAUGAUGUUGGGAGCACUGGAUGCGGAAGCACGGAUGGUUCUCGGCGGUGAGGGACGGGCCAAGAACUCCACGCUGAUAUUAUCCCCAUUCGGAAGGGUGGUUGCAAGUGCUUUGGGGGGGAGGGGGGGGCAAGCCAGUCAUCGACUGAAAGGCGGCGGCAGUGCGGCUCCACCGUCCUGGGCGUCCGGAAGCCGCAGUGCGCGUGGCGAUGAUGCAUCGCCUUCUUGGAGUGUUUUUGAGUUUGAUUCUGAUGGAAUGGCGAGCAUUGAUACGGCGCGGCGAAGGGAGUUGAUUGAAGGAGUGGAGGACUGGAUGGAGCCCCAAGGAAGAGGGAGGGAGGAGGCUUUGCUGCGGAGAGAGAAUUCUUCCGGAUCGGGAUGGGCAUGGCGACUGCCGAUAGCGAUGGGCGCGUGUGCUGUCUUCAUUGCAGGGCUCACUACAGGGAUAUUGCCGUGGAAAGGCGCCAAGGGUUGGGAGAGAAGCCCCCCGCCGCUGGCCGUGGCGACAACCGUCGGCGUGGUCCAAGCGUCGCCUCCUGGAUCAGAGGUGUUUGUCGAGGGAAAGGCAGUCAACUAUGUUCCCCCAGCACUGAGGGAAGCACUGCCAGGAGUGCUGGAACUGAAUGGAAGCAACUUCCAAACCUACCUUGCCAAAAGGCCCACUUUCGUUAUGUUCUAUGCGCCGUGGUGCCCAUACUGUAAGCAGAUGGAGGCCGCUUGGAAGGGCCUUGCCAAGUCAUUGCACGAGGACAAGCAUGAUGUCCAGGUGGCAUGUCUCAAUGCGUAUGCGUUUCCGCAAUUUGCGGAGAGGUAUGAAAUACCCGGCUUCCCGACGUUAAUCCUAUUCAACGGAAUGGAACCUGUGGGAAAUCAUAGAGGACCCAGGGACCUCGAGACACUAAGGAAAUUCGUUAUCACUAGUUUAAAACUAGGAUGAGGAGGUGACUCAGAACAAGGCAGAAGAAGGGCAGGGAUACUGAUGGAGAAUGGACCAAACACGGAUGGGACCGGAAGAUGGAACUGGAUAGUGAGGGAGGCUCACAUGUUCGUGGCAGCAUCCUCAAUGUGACGGGCGUUCAGUUGAAGGAACAAGGAAACGCAGAACGCAGUUCGUCAUUAGGCGAUGAUAACUAGGUCAGUUUAAAAGUUUCUUCCAUUGACGAGGAAGCAUAAAUGUAGUUCCCAACGCGCGCGCGCGCGCGCGCGAGAGAGAGAGAGAGAGAGAGAGAGAGAGAGUGGAACUUGAGGAGAGAGGAUGCUAUGCCAGGUGGCUGUGGGACCUUCAGGGCUAAAUUGAGCUUUUGCUGAACGAUUGUUUGAAGGCGAAGGCUGACACGGAUUUGCGGAGAGAAGCCGGUGUGUGUAGAAGCGACGGGCUUUUCAACUAGAAGAUGGAAACGACGUAGACUCUUGUGUCCAUUGUAUGGAGGAUUGCUCUAGUCCAGGGCAGGAAACAAGUUUAUUUUAUGCAGUUAAGAUGUCGAGAUUGACUGCUGUUUUAAGUUUUAACUUUUAACCCUAUUUUCAGCAGUCAAUCUCGGCAUUAAAAUGCUGUUCAAGCGCACUUACGUGCGCAGCUUGGACGAUCGGCAUUCGUCGUUCCAAGAGGAUUGACUGCAGUUAAGAUGUCGAGCUUGACUGCAGUUAGACGGUAAAAUGCAGUGUUGUGAAACAUUCGCAUUAGAGGGGAGAGAGGAGGGGCAUAUGGAACAAAUCCUGUCUCUUAUACACAUCUAGAUGUGUAUAAGAGACAGCUCUUGAGGUCACAAAGGCACAUCUCGUUGCCAGUACCUACCACAUUUUUCGUACCCCCCCAGGUCGAAUGAAUAUGGACCCGGCGGGCAGACCGAUUCGGCUACCGGGUUAACGGCCACAUCAACCGGUACACACUGAUCUCUUGAGGUCGCAAAGGCACCUCCCGUUGCCAGUACCUACUGCAUUUUUCGUACCCCCCCAGGUCAAAUGAAUAUGCACCCGCCGG
This is a messenger RNA of Chara braunii, 3506 nucleotides long. The record is from the annotation of a GenBank genome assembly. NCBI's taxonomy places the organism in Eukaryota, Viridiplantae, Streptophyta, Charophyceae, Charales, Characeae.